Arachis duranensis is the source of this 687-nucleotide messenger RNA. RefSeq lists its product as uncharacterized. NCBI's taxonomy places the organism in Eukaryota, Viridiplantae, Streptophyta, Magnoliopsida, Fabales, Fabaceae. The transcript is spliced from 2 exons. Bases 1 to 687 code for a protein of 228 amino acids. The record is from RefSeq and is a predicted model, not a curated record.
AUGGAGAAGUUAUUCUAUAGAAUUCCAAUUUCCGUAUUACGCGAUGAUGUAAAGUAUGAUUCAUUCGUAAUUAGCAGUGACGUAGAUAUGCAUGUGUUGUUUCAUUGUCGCCGUCAGUUUCCUGAGAUGAGGACUCCAGAGUUGUUGGCGAAGUUUGUGAAUGUGGCAUCUAGUUCUGGAGAUUCAAAUUGGAAUCUGCACUCCACAGGACAUCUAGCCAGCUCUAGUGCCAUGCCUGUUGGAUCCUCAGGGUGCUUUCGCGGCGCCCAGUUUCCUCCGUUUGUUCCGGUUUUUGGAGAGGUUAGAGCACCCGAUGGGGUUGAGGAUGCAUUGCAUGAUGAUGAUGAUGUGGAGCCCGCAACGAUUGCUGAUGAUAGCGACGAGGAGACACCACGGACGACUCCACCUGUGGGUAGGGGAGCAUCUAGUUCAAGUACUAAUCAGUACCCCCUGUACUUCUCUGCUCUGCACUUGGAUGCCAUGGCACCUCAGGAGGAUCCCUCUGUACCUGUUGGCUUCGGGGCAAGAGACACGCAAAAUGCAGUAGCUGAAUUUCAGGAUAAAGAGGAAGUCGUGCUUAGCGUGAAGACCUAUAGCAUUCGCCAUGGGGUUGAGUACAAGGUAUUGGAGUCGGAUAACCGCAAGUACUAUGGCAAGCGCAAGGAGUUCGGGAGCGGAAGCGUAUAG